Danio rerio (zebrafish) is the source of this 3734-nucleotide messenger RNA. RefSeq names its product ZFP36 like 1 zinc finger CCCH-type a (gene zfp36l1a). The record is from RefSeq and is marked validated. Gene Ontology annotation, biological process: positive regulation of nuclear-transcribed mRNA catabolic process, deadenylation-dependent decay; 3'-UTR-mediated mRNA destabilization; negative regulation of translation. Lineage: Eukaryota; Metazoa; Chordata; Actinopteri; Cypriniformes; Danionidae. Gene Ontology annotation, molecular function: mRNA binding; mRNA 3'-UTR AU-rich region binding; metal ion binding. Gene Ontology annotation, cellular component: nucleus; cytoplasm.
CGCGGCCACGGAGGAGCAAGACAGAGGGGGUUUCUUUUAGGGCAACACAAGUUUACACAACCAGAACUAGCUUGUUACAGUUUGAAGUUUCUGCUUUUUAUUCCGCUGUUUAUUUAUCAACGAUUGGAAGAUGACCACAGCCGUGGUGUCGCCUUUCUUCGACUUCAGCGAAAUGAUCAACAACAAGAACAAAAUGCUAAACUACAAUAAUAACAUCCUCAGUUCUCCGCACCCUGUCUCCGUCCCUUGCACUGGGACUAGUCUGUCCAUCUCUAACCCCACUGGUUGCCUGCUGGACAGGAAGGCUGUGGGGACACCCUCUACUGGUGGGGUUUACCAGCGCCGGCACUCUGUAACUUCGGCUAACACCAAACUCAACCAAAACCAGUUUUUGAACAUUGCUAAGGCAGAUCCAUCCCUGCUUGGUUCAGGGACAGGAACCACCGGCAGCAGCAACAAAGAGAACCGACUCCGAGACCGCUCUUUCUCAGAGACAGGGGAUCGCCUGCUACAGAAGUGUUCGGGCCCUGGAGGCCCCAACAGCCAGGUCAACUCGAGCCGCUACAAGACAGAGUUAUGCAGGCCAUUCGAGGAGAAUGGAGCUUGCAAGUACGGUGACAAGUGCCAGUUUGCCCAUGGCAUUCAUGAGUUGCGUAGCUUGAGUCGCCAUCCCAAGUACAAGACUGAGCUUUGCCGCACAUUCCACACCAUUGGCUUCUGCCCUUAUGGCCCGCGCUGCCACUUCAUCCACAAUGCAGAAGAGCGACGAGGGCCUCCUCCAACCCCAUCCCCCCUUUCAGCAUCCAACAAGAUGGAGAGGCCAAGGCUGCAACACAGCUACAGCUUCGCGGGGUUCCCCAGCUCUGGAGGCUUGAGGGACAGCCCCACUUCAGUCACCCCACCACCUAUAUUUUCCCCCGAUGAGCUGCCCGAGUGGCCUAGCAGCAACCCCUUCACGUAUUCCAGCCAGGAGCUGGCCAACUUCUUCAGCCCCAGCCUGGGUAAUGCACCUUUGUCCUGCUCUGACCCUUCCUCCCAGGCGCCACCUUCGCCAACAUCAACCCCUUUCUACUUCAGGGCAAUGUCAGAGUCUCCAAACCUCUACGAGUCUCCAUCCAGUCAGCCAGACUCACUUUCUGACCAAGAGGGCUACCAGAGCAGCUCAAGUGGAAGUCUAAGUGGAUCUGAAUCUCCCGUCCUUGACACCACUCGCCGACUGCCCAUCUUCAGCAGGCUUUCCAUCUCCGAUGACUAAAGCGCACUGAGCCAGACCCCGUCCCCCUUUCCACUGCAUGCAGCAGUCUUGAGAGGAUGAGAUGCUAGCACUCCCUCCACCUCUUGCCAUUUCUCUGGCCCCCUAGAAGCCGUACAGUUCCUUCCUUGUAUUACUUCCGCUCUGAAACCGAUGCAGUGAAUUAAGGGAUCUUUCUCUUUUUGAAUACUCUUUUUAACCAGAACAAGCUAAAACUGUCCCGGCCUCAAGACCCUUCUGUUUUCCGGGCCACAUCAUGUCGAGCCCCUGCUAUGUUCCUGGUGUGACUGUGCCAAACUACACAGAGUAGGAAGUGGAUUAGCAAAAUGCUAAUCGUGAGAGGUAUGAGACCGUUGUGCCAGGUGCCACAGCUGUAGUCAAGUGUAGCGGAGCUGGUGGCAUGGUUAAGGGAGAACCCUGCGCCCUUCCUUCCCCCUCACAAAUCGCCACUCUUCUCAAGGACACUCUUUCAUAACUAACUAAAGUUCACAAGUGUCAUGCUUAGACCUUUAACAACUGUCUUUGUAGACCGGCUUAAAGCGAAAAACAGGAAAAGAUGUGAAAAAAAGACAAGUGCCUGGGGGUCGAGUGUUGGGGUGAAUGGACCACUGUUUCUUUUUAUCUUUAAUAUAUAUAUUUCUUCCUUCUUUAUGGCCUGAUUAUGUAGCUCUUGUUCUGAGUGUGUGCGCCCCCUCCCUUGAAAUUGCAGAUUGCACCGGUCUGCAGGAAGGACUUUUCUCAUAAGGGUUGAAUGAGAGUGGAGCUUUGGAAUAUUUCAGGCACAUUCAAAUGUUCAGUUAGGUGCUACAUGCUCCAUGUCUCGCUUACAGCAGCACAAAAACCCUGAGAUGGGAUGUCUCCACUCGAAAAAUGAACAGUUCCUUACUAUUGUUUUUUUUGUUUUUGUUUUGUUGUUCUUGUUAGUGCCCCUUUUUCCCAUUAGUUGCUGGUUACUUAACAUUUGUUGGGAAGGGAAUCUUGUUAUUAAACCUUACAGACAAACUCUUUCUUCUCUCCCACCUCUAAACGCCGCCUUCCCUCAGGCCACUCGGCAAACAGAGGGGGAAUUCCAUCAUUCCCAAGGUGCAGUUCAACCUCAUGCAGCUUCACUUUAGUUCUUCAUACAAGCACACCUUUUUUCCAUAGAUUCUGCUCAGAGGAGCACUUCGUCAUCUUUCCAACUCUUGGUUUUGAUUUUUUUAUUAUGGUCAUUGUUUAUUAUUAUUAUUAUUAUUAUUAUGGUUAUAUUAUUGUUAUUGUUUGAAAACCUUUCACAACCGAAGGUUUUGCUUGUCACUGCUUAUUUAACUUAUCGAAACAUAUUUAUUGGUGAUCAUAUGCAUUUUUUUUGUUAAUUUUGUUUGUAUUUAUCUUGAUAAUGAAACGAUAGAAUAUAUUUUCUUUUAUGUUAAAUUAUGAUCUUCUGUAUUAAUCUUAAGAUUGUGAAGACUUGUCAGCUUUCUUUUUUCACAGUUUAAUAUAUUGUACUACAUGACUUUUGUUGGCAACUACACUUAAAUGAAACUUAAUUUAAAGCAAAAAAAAAAAAGAGCAAAAACAUAAAAAAAUCCUCUGCAUUUUCAUUUAUUUAUUGUAGAUUUAUUGUCAUUCCCUGUUCCCAGAUAUUUGACUGCAAAAUCAGUACUAGCAUACAAUCAUUCCUAGGUAAUAAACUCACAUGAGCGUCAGCACAGUUAUUAUUAUUUUUUUUUUAAUGAAAAAGAAAAUUCUGCACAUUUUUGUAAGUUAAUUCCCAUUUUGUAGCAAAGAACAUGUAUUAUGGCAGUGAAAACUCUUGUUUCUUAACCACCAAAAGUUACGUUUUUGUGAAAAAGAGACUUUGACUACCAGUCUAGUUUACUGAAUGCCUGAGCCUGGUGGUAGAUUUGACAUAACGAGGAACAAAUGAUCAGCAUUUUGUUUUUAAAUAUGCAUUAAUACAUGAUGCAGGAGUUUUGUGGCCUUAAAACAUAUGCACCACUUUUAAAAUACCACCAUGAAGUGCUUUUUUAUUGUUCUGAUUGUGCGUUACAAAGGUUUAAUGAUGUUGCAGGUAAUAAACCUCCAGUGUUAAAGCAGUUUAUUUGGUUAUAGUGGUGAAUAUGAUGAAUUGUAGGCAAUAAUUGUGACCUAAUGGGUUGAAGUCCUGUUGUCUUUGGACAUUCGGAUGUCCCAGCCUAUAUGUAAAGUGCCUCUAUCACACAUUCCAUAAGCAAGCGUUCUUUGCCUUAAAUAAAGCUGGGAUGCUACUUUUUUAGGACCUAUUGCUUGUAUCCUCUGUGGUGUAAGCAGUGAUUGUCCAAGUUGGUUAACAGUAUAGACACAAAGAAAGUAUCUGAAGAGUUGAAUGUAUUUUUUUUUUUCUUAUAAACAGCUAUUGCUGUUCACUACAGUGAUUUCUAUGAGUUUAUAUAAGAUUGAUCUUUCUUUUGUAAUGACUGAUUGCAGUUAAAACCAAUAAAAACCCAUAUUUUUGAGAAAA